Molecule: messenger RNA, 1032 nt
Organism: Lasiosphaeria miniovina
Lineage: Eukaryota; Fungi; Ascomycota; Sordariomycetes; Sordariales; Lasiosphaeriaceae
Product: aflatoxin B1 aldehyde reductase member 2
Exons: 2
Coding region: 1-1032 (343 amino acids)
Molecular function (GO): oxidoreductase activity
Source: RefSeq, a predicted model, not a curated record
AUGGCAACCAAGCCGCGCAUCAUCCUCGGGCUCAUGACGUUCGGGCCCGACGCCAACACGGGCGCGCGGCUGACCGACAUCAACGACCUCAAGACGGCGCUGGAUGUGUUCGAGAAGCGCGGCUACAAGGAGCUGGACACGGCGCGCGGCUACUGCAACGGCCAGCAGGAGGCCUUUACCCGCGCCGCCGGCUACGAGGCCAGGGGCCUGGCCAUCGGCACCAAGGUGUACCCGAUGCCGCCGGGCACGCACCGGCCCGACGUCCUCACGCAGCAGUUCGAGACCAGUCUCAAGGAGCUCGGCACUGACUGCGUCGAUAUUGCCUACCUUCACGCGCCGGACCGCAGCGUGCCGUUCGCCGACACGCUGGCAGCCAUGGACGCGCUGCACAGGGCGGGCAAGUUCAAGCGGCUGGGGCUGAGUAACUACGCGGCGUACGAGGUGGCCGAGAUGGCGCUGACGUGCGCGGCGCGCGGGUGGGUGCGGCCGAGCAUCUACCAGGCCGUGUACAACGUGCUGCAGCGGGGGAUCGAGGGCGAGCUGCUGGCGGCGUGCCGGCGGUACGGGCUCGAGGUGGUGGUGUACUCGCCGACCGUGGCCGGCUUGCUGGCCGGCGCGGUGCGCGACGCCGGCGCGGUGCCGGCCGACGGCCGCUUCUCGGACAAGUUCUUUGGCGGCAUGAUGCGCCACACGUACUUCCGCGACUCGACGUUCGCCGCCGUGGCCGCCGUGCGCGCCGCCGCCGACGCCCACGGCAUCUCCGCCAUCGAGGCAGGCCUGCGCUGGCUCGCCCACCACUCCCAGCUCGACUUUGCCCGCCGCGACGGCAUUGUCGUUGGCGUCUCCAGCCUGACGCACCUCGACGACAACCUCGCCUUCCUGCUCGACCGCGGGCCGCUCCCUGAGGCCUUGGUCAAGGCUCUCAACAAGGCCUGGCUCAUUGCCAAGCCCGAGACGCCCGCGUAUUGGCACUUUGAUUUGAAGUACGGCUAUGAUGCCGAGGAGGUCUUGUUUGGCAAGGGGGCCAAGUGA